AUGAUGUCCGGCACGGGGGACAAACCGGAAAGCCCUAAUCUGCUGAUCAGUGCGAUCUGGAUGCUGGUACACGCCAUUUUCACCUGGAUCGAGCAACUGUUGCGGCUACUCCAGCGAUGCCGUAAGAUCCUGUCCAACCAACGUUGGUCGGCAAACGUUACAGCCGUCUACUGGCUUGAGCAGUCGCAGCAUUUCGUCCGGAAGGAGCUGCAACAUGUGACCAAGAUCCCGCAGCACUUGGUGAUACUGCUCGGGCCGGAAAUGCCAGACUAUCGGCACCUGGCUAAGUUCAUCUUUUGGUCACACGCUGCCGGCAUCGAUUACGUCAGCUUUUACGAUCACAACGGCACCAUCAAGCAGAACCACGAGAAGAUUCGACGCUGCGUAGGAGACGUGCUGCCGGACGGAACGGGUGGUAUUGUGUGGUCCCCGCACCAAGCCGACCAAACCUCUGGCCGAACGACGGUGACGUUUCUCUCGCCCGAAGACGGCAAGCAAGGAUUAGUGGUCCUAAGCCGCUCGAUUGGAGAAUCCGUACGGCGGCGGGACCUCACACUAUCUGAAGUUAGCAUCGAGUUCCUCGACAACCGGAUACAGGCGUCGCGGAACAAUCUCCCCGAUCCGGAUCUGGCCGUUUACUUUGGGGACAUUUGCUCCACAUACGGGCUGCUACCUUGGCAGAUCCGGCUGACGGAGUUUAUGCAGCUCGAGCGGUCACUCAGGGAUUGCAGUGAGCUGCACUUCGUUAAUUGCCUGCUGAAAUAUGCCAAGUGUGAGCAACGGCUGGGUACGUAAUGGAGCACGUCACGUGUUGGGAGUGCCAAUGGAACGCUCCGACGAACCAACCGGGCUAUAGCGAUCCCAAAAAGAAAUGUAAAUCAAUCGAGCAGUGCUCGAUGAGCACGCUCUAAUCUGGUUUAAGUCAAUUAGAGCUAUUCGAAGUAUCGUAAUAUAGGAAUCAAAGCACGCUUGUUUCGGCCGUUAGUUUGUUGAAUGUAAAGCAUUUAUUUCAAAAUUAAACAAAAGCCACCGAUCGGUGUUAAGCUAUUUGGUACAAUCUAA
Anopheles nili is the source of this 1062-nucleotide messenger RNA. It is a transcript of the gene Tango14, whose product is annotated as dehydrodolichyl diphosphate synthase complex subunit nus1. Bases 1 to 795 code for a protein of 264 amino acids. The transcript is spliced from 2 exons. Gene Ontology annotation, molecular function: ditrans,polycis-polyprenyl diphosphate synthase [(2E,6E)-farnesyl diphosphate specific] activity. The record is from RefSeq and is a predicted model, not a curated record. Gene Ontology annotation, cellular component: endoplasmic reticulum membrane; dehydrodolichyl diphosphate synthase complex. NCBI's taxonomy places the organism in Eukaryota, Metazoa, Arthropoda, Insecta, Diptera, Culicidae.